AUGUCCGCUAUUGGAAAAUGGAACCCAUACAACUACGGUGGACAAUGGAAUGCUGUCUACCUUAUGGUCGGAAUGUCCGUUGGCCAUCGUGAUACUUUUUGCAAUGUCAACGCUUUUUGGAAUAAAAUUGAACUAAAUGGACAGCUACAGGAUCAGUUACAGACCGCAGAGAUUGAAGCUGUUAGUUCGUUGAUAAGUGUUUCCAAAAAAACCUUUGCAACAACAAUUAGAAACGUUCAUUCGGCAAUCGAAAAUGUUAACGAUACAUUGACAAUAACAGGAACAGAAAAUCCAAAAAAACGACCAGAAGAAGCAACUUCCCCUGUUAUUACACCUCCUCCCAACUUUCACGGUCGUUCUCCCCCUCCAUCCUAUAAAAGUGGAGAUAAUUCUUUUGACGCCGAAACAUCAACCGAGGCCUCUCCCUCUCCAGAUGAGAUAGACACUUUCUUCCAAGGUCCUCCCAAUGUUGUUAAAGAUGCGUCUAGAAAGCGUAGAACAUCCACUAUUUUUAACACCGAUGAUGCAAUCGUUGAUGUUGGACAAACUACCUGUGAUGAAUCAGAAUCACCCGUCAAAGCAGAAAAAGCGGAAAAAUCAAAAACGAUAUUCUCAUGGGGACACGUUGUUGACAAAUUAAAAAUUUCUGAUAAAUCGGAUCAUGAUUGGUUAGCCAACGGAUAUAAUAUUUCUAAGGAUUUUCGUGAUUUCCAGAUGAGUACGGAUAAACUGGAGUAUUUAAAAUGUUCUGAACAAAUUUGGCAAGAUGCGUUACCAAAACCUUUGAUUCCCUCAGAAUUGCCAGUCAGUGCUCAGUUAAAUAUUAUGCAAUAUAGUAGAUUUCUAACGGAUAAAAAAUUGCUACGAGAGAAAUGGUGCCAUAACUGGACUAAAUGGGAACAUUCAAUGACCGAAGAAGAAAAGAAUAUUUUUGAAUGUGUCCAACUCGUAUCAAGAAACUUCUUUCUAAAUAUACCGUCAGAUAGUAUUGAUAAUAUUAUGGACAAAGACACCUUUGUUCACAAAUAUUGCCAUUCGAUGUUGGAAGAAAUAUUCAAUACAAGUAAUCUUAAACUCGUGUGGGCCAAUGGAGAAUCUGACAGUUCAAAGAAACGACGGAAGUCUGAUAACCAUAAACAUGGACGGAAACCAGAUUUCCGGGUUCUUUUCAAUAAAGAAAGUGAAAUUAUAUUCGGAGAAAUAAAACCUCCACGUGCUACUAAUGUAAUCGUAAAUAAAGCGUUAAUCAAACUCGCGGAAUUUAUGAAGGGAUCGUUAGAUUCAUUGCACAAACAAUUUGGGUAUUCUCAAGCUUCUGAAACCUUCAGAAUUAUUAUAAAUGAUGAAUUGAAUAGACCAACAACACCUACUGGCCUGUCCUAUCAUAGGGAUUCGAAUACAUCUUCUCAUCUGGUUCACAUCCCAGUCUUGAAUAUUCCACCUCCUGUGACAUUGACUGAAUUUUACUAA
Molecule: messenger RNA, 1470 nt
Organism: Rhizophagus irregularis DAOM 181602=DAOM 197198
Lineage: Eukaryota; Fungi; Glomeromycota; Glomeromycetes; Glomerales; Glomeraceae
Source: RefSeq, a predicted model, not a curated record